Xiphophorus hellerii (green swordtail) is the source of this 5410-nucleotide messenger RNA. It is a transcript of the gene cdk17, whose product is annotated as cyclin dependent kinase 17. The transcript is spliced from 17 exons. Gene Ontology annotation, cellular component: cytoplasm; nucleus. Gene Ontology annotation, biological process: protein phosphorylation. The record is from RefSeq and is a predicted model, not a curated record. Lineage: Eukaryota; Metazoa; Chordata; Actinopteri; Cyprinodontiformes; Poeciliidae. The coding region runs from base 373 to 1959 and encodes 528 amino acids. Gene Ontology annotation, molecular function: ATP binding; cyclin-dependent protein serine/threonine kinase activity.
UAGCCGUGGGACUCUGUAGCUGGCGGUUGCACCACUCCCGUGUCUGUCGACGUUGGGUCCUCCUCCAGCGUCUUUAAACUGCCUCCGCCGCCGAACAAACGAUAUUUUUCGGACACCUCGUUUACAAACACGCCUCCCUUUAUGUGUGUUUCCGAUGAUAUUUAUCUCUCCGUGGGAGCCUCUGGUACAUGACGCGAAAGCACGAGCGGAGCUGUAUUUUUUUCCUUUUCCUUUUCUUUUUGUAAGAGCCGCUGCUGACCGUGGUGGGCGGAUAAAGGCAAGCCGAGGAGGGCAUCCGGCCCUGGCAGCUCCAGGGAGAGUCCUUCCUGGAGGGACAGGAUUCACCAUUUUCAGGCUGUGAACUGCCCUGCUAUGGAGAAGAUGAAGAGGAUAAAGAAGCGCCUGUCGUUAACUCUCCGGCCCAGUCUGACCAUCGACGAAUCUCUGUCCGAACUGGCCGAGCAGAUGACCAUCGAGGACGGUGGGACGAAGGACAACGAGCCCUUCAUGAGGAAUGGCCGACCCCCCACCUCCCACAGCAUGCACUCCUUCCUGCACCAGUACACCGGCUCCUUCAAGAAGCCGCCGCUCCGCCGGCCGCACAGCGUCAUUGGCGGGAGCCUGGGGUCCUUCAUGGCCAUGCCCCGCAACAACGGCAGCCGCCUGGACAUCGUCCAUGAGAACCUGAAGAUGGGUUCUGAUGGGGAAAGCGACCAGGCUUCAGGAACAUCUUCAGACGAGGUCCAGUCCCCGACGGGCGUCUGUCUGAGGAACAGAGUUCACCGCCGGAUCUCCAUGGAGGACCUGAACAAGCGUCUGUCGCUGCCUGCUGACAUCCGCAUCCCAGACGGCUACCUGGAGAAGCUGCAGCUCAGCAGCCCGCCCUUCGACCAGCCGCUGAGCCGCCGCUCCCGCCGCGCCUCGCUGUCUGAAAUUGGCUUUGGGAAGCUGGAGACGUACAUCAAGCUGGACAAGCUUGGAGAGGGGACGUACGCCACAGUGUUUAAGGGACGCAGUAAGCUGACGGACAACCUGGUGGCGCUGAAGGAGAUCCGCCUGGAGCACGAGGAAGGAGCUCCCUGCACCGCCAUCAGAGAAGUGUCACUUCUAAAAGACUUGAAACACGCCAACAUCGUGACGUUACACGACAUUGUCCACACGGACAAGAGCCUCACGCUCGUCUUUGAGUAUUUGGAUAAGGAUCUGAAGCAGUACAUGGACGACUGUGGAAACAUCAUGAGCAUGCACAACGUGAAGAUCUUCCUGUUCCAGAUCUUACGAGGGCUGUCUUACUGUCACAAGAGGAAAGUUCUCCACAGGGACCUGAAGCCGCAGAACCUCCUAAUCAACGAAAGAGGGGAACUGAAGCUGGCUGAUUUUGGUCUGGCGAGGGCAAAGUCCGUCCCGACCAAGACGUAUUCCAACGAGGUGGUGACUCUCUGGUACCGGCCUCCGGAUGUCCUCCUGGGAUCCUCGGAGUACUCCACACAGAUCGAUAUGUGGGGGGUGGGCUGUAUAUUCUACGAGAUGGCUGCAGGUCGGCCUCUGUUCCCCGGCUCCACCGUGGAGGAUGAGCUCCACCUCAUUUUCAGGCUGCUGGGCACACCCACAGAGGAGAAAUGGCCGGGAAUCUCCACCAUUGAAGAGUUUAAAUCCUACAACUUCCCCAAAUACAAACCGCAGCCGCUGAUCAACCACGCACCCAGGCUGGACAGCGAAGGUAUCGAGCUGCUGUUGGCGUUCCUCAGAUACGAGUCCAAGGCGAGGAUUUCAGCUGAUGAGGCGAUGAAACAUUCCUACUUCAGGCAGCUCGGGAUGAGAGUCCACACACUGCCUGAAAGCGUGUCGAUGUUCACGUUAAAAGAGCUGCAGCUUCAGAGGGACCCCGGCUACAGGAACUCCUCCUACCCCGAGUCAGGUAACGGCAACAUCAACAGAAGGCAGAGCAUGCUUUUCUAAUGUUUCCUGAAGAGGAGGGUCAGCCGGCCAGCUUCAUCUGCACCUCCCAGCAACUCCUCGCAUGAGCCCACCUCCCUGUGGAGCGUCUCUCCUCACUCACUCACCUGGACUCACUCACACGCGUACACACACAUCCUCUGAAUGAGUGAUUUUGAGUCAAAACGCUUGGAGACUGUUUAUUUAUUGGGGUGUGAGGUUAACUUAUUUUGCUGCUAAACUACUACUGUCUACUAUAUAACAUGUCUGUGUGUGUGUGUGUGUUUGUGUGUGUGUGUGUGUACACAUGUGUGUUGGCGCACAUAAUGUGAACUGAGGACACCAUGCACAGUUAAGCAGUCUGUUUAGGUUACUGUUAUUUCUCCUGACUAUAAUUCUUUGGUAUGUGUAGUUUGAAAUUCAACGGAUGUUGAUGUCGACGCUGUGAUGAAGUUAUUGUUUUCAUUGUUGUGCUUACAGAGCGACAGCUGCAGUUUCUUCAAACUUUUUAUGCAUUGUGUAUAUCUAUACAUAUAUAUAUAUUUAUGUGUAUAUAUGUACAUGUAUAUUUGGAGAUUGUUUUUUUCUUUCUUGUUGUUUUGUUUUGUUCUCUUUCCUUCGAGCUUCCGUGACUGAUCUAUACAAGGUUUCUACAUUUCAAAAAGCUGCAGCACAAGACGGUGUUGGCUUUGAGGGGAAUGAGAAAGACUGGUGACGAUGAUGAUGAUGAUGAUGAUGAUGGAUUUUUAUUAUUUUCCCCCAAAUGCAUUUCAGAAGAACCGUGUUUCUCUGAGGGGCCGCUGCCGUCGGGGGUUCCACUGAAAGUCUGAGCAUAGCGCCUGGCAGCUGAGGGCUGAGCGAAGCUAACAGUUUUAGCCGCUGGGUUUCUGCUCACUCUGGUAAAUCUAUAGGACCAAAUCUGACGGAGACAAAAAAUGGAAAUGGGCAUGGGCUGGUGUGAGAUUCGCUAUGAUACCCAAGAUUAAAAAACUAAACAGUAUCCCUGUGUGUUAGGAAAACUUCCUAACAUAAUCUUUCAUUUACGUGGAACAGCAGGAACUAUUACUACAUUUGCUAAAAUAUGACAUAUUGAUGAUUACGGUUAUGUUACUUUAAGAUAUUUUUAUUUUCAUACAAAUAUGGAAUAAAUGGUCAUUAAAUUUAAUAUUGACCACACUCUGCUCUGUGUAGAGAAACAGAAAUCUAAUUACCUGGUUAAUCUGUUCCGGUAGCCUGCAGCCUGCUGCUUUACAGGCCUGCCAGCUGUAAAUUUAAUACAGAAAUGUUUGGUUUCCACACCAUGCUUGUCUGAAAAAUAGUUCCAGUCGAGAAAAUCACAAACAUCCGGAUUCGUUUAAUUGAGUUAAAUGACGCAGCGCUGCAUUAUUCUGCCCGUCAUACACAGGAGAAAGCUCUGGUUGCUCCUUAAUCUGGGUUUUCAUUUAUCACUGGGACAAAAAUGAGCAGUUUUUGAAACCGUAGCUGUUUGAAACCUUGGUGCAGCAACAUACCAGAGACCAGCCCAGGCCUUGUUGGGAAGACGACUGGACAGCAUUGUUGAGUAAUGUGAAAAACCAGAACCCGAGAUAAAAGCUCGGACAAGCCUGCAAACCCUCCGACUGUCGAGAGCCUCGAUGCAACUGUACAUUCAGAAAUUUUACCCUGCACUCCAAGCGUUUGCAUAUUUUUUUUGUUUUGUUUUCAUCAGGGACGUGGGCCUCAACACGGCUGAGUUUACCCAACAGUAUUAAGAUGCGUUCCGUGACUUCUUGGGAAAACGGCAACGGCGUGGAUGCUUUCCCACGUCACGUCGAGCCACAGCAUUUUUACAACACAGAGAUUUCAAAUUAAAACUCAAGACUUUACUGCUGAUGUGUUGUUAGCGACUGACAGUGAUGCUAAAGAUGAUUAAACCCGUUGGCGAGUCUCUCUUUUAAAUACGUUUACUGUAGCAAUAAGAAAAUGUCCCUGAAUAUUUCUUACAUGACAACUGAUGUUCAUUGCAUUCCUGGGGUCAGCUUGGUUUGUUUCUCCCGUGUUGACCAUCAUUAAAUAUCAAACCGCAGCCAUUUUGCUAAGCUUAGAAAAUACAGUUUGCACUAGCUAAUGUAAUGCUAUUGCUUAUAAGGCUAAAAAACUAAACCCUGUUUUUACAUCUACUUUGUGAAAAUUUAUGAAGCAGCAUUAGAUGUGUGGUGAACAAUGUGUCCCUGCUAGGUUGGCUUUGGCAGAUUUCUCUUUUUAUGCUAACUUUAGGCGCUAAAGCUAAACAUAUAUGAUGAGGUAUCCAUUCAAACAAGUUUAGGUCAAUAAACAGUGUCUGUUUAAAUGUUAACAAUCUCUUGUAUAAAGAAGAAUAUAUACUUUUUGACUUAAGAGGUACAUCAUUGGUGUGAAUAACUAUGCAGUUGAAGCUAUAGUUUAGCAUAGCCAGUUAGCUUUAAAUAUGGCUAAAAGAGUUUUGUUGAACACUUGGCAAAAAUGUAAGCGCAGGUUGGUUUUUUUUUUUGUUUGUUAUAAAUACAUAACUGGGAAAAAUUUAAAUAUAACAGCUUCACAAGAUGAACUGCUAAGAAAUCAGAAAAUAUUAAAAGCUUAUUAAAAAUAAAAGACUGGGAGUGCAUUAAACAUCCAAAUAAAACUGAAAGUUGUCGGGGGAUCAGAGGGAAGUUUUCUUGUUGCUCUUUUGUUCGGCGGCCGACUGAAAACGAUUUUGACAGGAAAAGAUUUGUUCAAGUGACACUAGUGUUCUUUGUUUCAGAUUAGGUAGCACAUGCUAGAAGAGUGCUGGAAGCACUGGUAAAGCUUGAUAAACUUGUAUCUGAAAUCAUUAAUGUCAUAAUAUUAACAUCAAACACAGAUUGCAGGUAAUGGUGCAAUGAUCCAGUAAACAAUACAAAUAUUUUUAAUCUAAAUGAUUUGAACAUUCACUAAUUUGAGAUAUUAAAUUGUGUUUACACAAUCAAGUACAUACGUGACGUACUGUAAACAGGAAGUCAUUAUAUUAAUGGUAUAUUUCCUGUAUUACGUUGGCCUGUUCUUUUUAAGUUGGAAAUUGGAACCAUGUACAUCUAGAUUUUCCAUAAUUUGUUUGUUUAUAUUCUACUUUAUCCAAAUUAAGGAUUGUUUCCCUGUGAACUGCAAACUGUGUUUCUGCUAAUAUGACUUUUUUUUGUACAUGAACAGCAGUAACAUGCAUGAAAGGAGAUUUCUAAAACGGCUUAAUAUUUAUCAUUGUAAAACUGUACUUUUUUUUUUUUUCUUUCAGAUGAACAGAUGAUUUAAUUGUAUGUGUUUUAUGUCCGAGUGUGUGUGGAUAUGUGUGUGCCUGAUGCAUGGAAGGCCUGCUGUGUUGUCAACUCAAACUCUGAAACACUGAGCUGCCGGUGAACAGUUGAUGUGUGACUCUUUUUACUGGAACUAUUUAUUUCUCAUAACCAUCAGAAGUAAAAAUUUAAAAAUUUGUUUCAUAAAA